Molecule: messenger RNA, 1548 nt
Organism: Aspergillus thermomutatus
Lineage: Eukaryota; Fungi; Ascomycota; Eurotiomycetes; Eurotiales; Aspergillaceae
Exons: 2
Coding region: 1-1548 (515 amino acids)
Biological process (GO): sphingolipid metabolic process; carbohydrate metabolic process
Cellular component (GO): extracellular region
Molecular function (GO): glucosylceramidase activity; cellulose binding
Source: RefSeq, a predicted model, not a curated record
AUGACUCUCCUCCUCCUGACCGGCCUGGCAGCCGCUGCCAACGCCCUCACGGCGACGGUCAACACCGCACAAACCUACCAAACCAUGGAUGGGUUCGGCUUCUCGCAGGCCUUUGGCCGCGCCUACGAUCUGUACAACCUGAACUCGAGCCAGCGCCAAUACGCCCUUGACCUCCUCUUCAGUCCCACCAAGGGCGCAGGCAUGACCAUCCUGCGCAACCGCGUCGGCUCUAGUAGCAGCGACAGCAUUUUGCCAAUCUCCCCGGGCUCCCCGAACGCCACGCCGCAGUAUCAGGACCUCGGCACGGACUCGGAGCAGGUAUGGGUGACGCAGCAGGCCGUCGCCUACGGGGUGAAGACCAUCUAUGCGGACGCGUGGAGCGCCCCGGGGUUUAUGAAGACGAACAACGACCAGGGGAAUGGGGGUUAUCUGUGUGGUGUUACGGGAACGAACUGCGCGAGCGGCAACUGGACACAGGCGUAUGCAAACUACCUGGUCAAGUAUAUCCAGGAUUAUGCCGCGUUGGGACUGGAUAUCACGCACGUGGGGUUCUUGAACGAGCCGGAUUUCAACACAACCUAUUCCUCUAUGCUGUCGGACGGGAUCCAAGCCGCGGACUUUAUCAAGGUGCUGUAUCCCACCUUGCAGAAAGCAGGUCUGAGCCGCGUGGGCAUUAACUGCUGCGACGCGAUGGCCUGGUCCGCGCAGAAAACUCGCACCGCACAACUCAUCUCUGCCGGUGUUGAGAACCUUCUCUCGCGGAUCACCUCGCACUCGUACUCGUCUGAUCCGACCAGCUCUAUGGGCGCCUCAAUCCCCGUCUGGCAGACUGAGAAUGCGGACCUCUCGGCCGCGGGCACGUGGGAGACGACCUGGUACUCCAGCGGGGGCGCGGGCGAGGGCCUUACCUGGGCGCAGAAGAUUUACACGGCGAUCACGGAGGGCGGGGUGAGCGCGUAUCUCUAUUGGGAGGGGUUCGAGGAUAGUAACACGAACUCGUGCUUGGUGAUUACCGAUGGAACAAAUGUGAUCCCAUCGGGGCGAUUGUGGGCGUUUGGCCAGUGGAGUCGGUUUGUACGACCCGGAGCGGUGCGGGUGGCCGUCUCUGGGUCCUCUUCGACGUUGAAGAUGACUGCGUUCAAGAAUACGGAUGGGACUGUUGCGGUGCAGAUGAUCAACACUGCGUCUGCGGCGACAUCGGUCACUGUCAACGGGUUUGCUGCUGGUUCGGCCAAAGCAUAUCUCACGGAUAACAGCCACAAUCGGAUUAGCGAGACCACCCCGUCCGUUAGUGCAGGAGCAGCCAGUGUCAAUGUCCCCGGAUAUUCAAUGGUGACUGUGGUUCUAAGUGGCAGUACCUCGUCCUCUUCCUCGGCGACAACGAAGGCUACAACCUCCACCACGAAGACGACGACUACGAAUGCCGCUUCCACUACCGUCGCGGCGCAUUAUGGUCAGUGUGGAGGACAAGGAUGGACGGGCCCGACGACCUGUGCGUCGCCGUAUACCUGCCAGGUGCAGAACGCGUGGUAUUCCCAGUGUUUGUGA